Messenger RNA from Stegastes partitus (bicolor damselfish), 1737 nucleotides. Its product is annotated as coiled-coil domain-containing protein 85C-B-like. The transcript is spliced from 7 exons. Gene Ontology annotation, cellular component: apical junction complex. The record is from RefSeq and is a predicted model, not a curated record. The coding region runs from base 1 to 591 and encodes 196 amino acids. NCBI's taxonomy places the organism in Eukaryota, Metazoa, Chordata, Actinopteri, Pomacentridae.
AUGGGCCAAGUGGUUAAAGUAGAGGAACGUAAUAAAACGGAGGAACUGAAGGGCAGCGUUAAGGAGGGAGUGGCUGCUGGAAAUUCCUCCUCCAACUACAUCAGGCAGCUGGAGACGAAAGUGAGGAUACUGGAAGACGACAACAACAAGCUCCUCUCGCAGGCUUAUAGCCGGUAUAGCUUAUCACAAAUACAGACGAAAAAGCAGUGUAACCCAGGUGACCUCCGUGCCCUGAGGAAGGGAAUGACUCUGUACCACUCAGAGUCCCAGCUGUCCUCACUGCCGCAGCGCCAGGAAGCCAUGCACAUGGGUACAGGCCGUCUACCAACCAGCGAGUCCUCUCCUGCCACAGGAUACCUGUCCUGCGUCCAGAAGCCAGAGGCGGUGGUGCACGCCAUGAAGGUGCUGGAGGUCCACGAGAACUUGGACAAGCAGGUUCCUGAGGACUACGAGGACGACCUCAGCGAGAAGGAGAAGGCCAUUGUGCGAGAGAUGUGCAACGUUGUGUGGAGAAAACUGGGUGAUGCAGCAGGAUCAAAGCUGUCCAUCAGACAGCACCUCUCUGGGAACCAGUUCAAAGGGCCGCUGUAGCGUGGCAACCGGCGAGAGACGGGAUCUACAGUAACCUACGCUCACCUGAAUACAGCUCCACCUCUGACCCUUCAUGCUCCUUUACUGCCUACAUCACCCAGCAUUCCUUCAGCGAGAACACUCAGACCGGCUACACAGAACGGACCCUGUUAGUCUGUCGUUCACAACUUUUUUUUUUCUUCUCUCUCAGAGCUUAUGUUGACAACUGGCAGCUAGUUUCACCGAUUCGGAGGCUUUCCGAUGCUCUCUCUGCACCGCUUCUCAGCCCCUUCUUGUUUUUUUUUUUCGAGCGUCGCCGUGCUACAAUAAGGUUCCAAGCACAGAGCCGACAAGGCCGCGGGGGGCGGACGUGAAGGACACUAUCUCCAGAUAUAGUUCCUCCUUGUAGAGAUCCCCAGCUCCCGUCACAUGUAUCGCUCCCCCCCUCUAGUGGUCGACGAGUAUAACUAGCAUUAGCAUUCUAAACAAAUGUUAACUAAGUGAAACCCACUGUGACCUAGCGCCUUUUUUUUUUUUUGCUCGUAAGACAAGUCUAUUGAUAAUAAAGUCUAGAGAUCACUGUUAACUCGUGUAUAUUAUGUAUAAAACCAUAGCACUACUUCAUUGUUGAUUUUGUAUUCUAGCGUGGCCAUGUGAUCAAUAAUUCAGUUUGAAAAAGCACACACACACACACACACACACAAACAACCGGACCUUAAACAGGGUUUGCUUUUGGUAAUAAUUUCUUUUUUAUUCUUUUUUUUCCAAGAUGAAUUCCUAUUGUUCCUUCUGACAAACGCUAUUGAGGCCAUUCUUCAAUCUCCAUUUGGACUGAUCUUUUUUUUUUCUUACUUUGUGAAACUGAAAAAAAAAAAAAAAACAACAACAACAAAAAAACAACUGUAUGCUGUGUGCAUGCUUGACAAUCAUUUUCUCAGGUUGGGAGGGCUACAGCUUUACCUUUUGCCCAUUUGUGAGUGCGUUUGUGCGGCGUGAGUGAGUGGAAGGAGGCUGAGUGGUUCUCUAACAGCUGUAGCAUCUGCCUGUGAAUCCUCUUUUUUUUUUUUUUUUUUGGCUAUUUGAACCCUGGUUACAACACGGUUGAAGACUGCUGAAGACAUUUUCUGAAUCCGUACGAAUUUCGAGGUGAAAUAUGAUGUCUGGAUG